UGGUGACAGUAUGUAAAAAAAAAAAGUUUCUUAAUUUUCCAAAAAAUUAUGACAAAAAAAUUACAACUUCAAAAAACUUGCCAUGCCUCUUAUGAAAUACGUCGGACUGUCUACUUUGCAAAAAGGGGUCAUUUGGGGGAUAGCUGUACUGUUCUGACAUUCUUGGACCUCAAGAAAUUCGAUUGGCUGUCAUUACUUCAGGAUUGAUCAAUUUUCAGAUAUAUCCCAUAGUUUGUGAACUCUAUAACUUUCCUACAGACUAAAUAAAAAAAUAGUGAUUUGGGUUAUUUUCACUAAAGAAAUGUAG
Staurois parvus is the source of this 307-nucleotide messenger RNA. The record is from the annotation of a GenBank genome assembly. Lineage: Eukaryota; Metazoa; Chordata; Amphibia; Anura; Ranidae.